Messenger RNA from Asterias rubens (European starfish), 850 nucleotides. RefSeq names its product protein phosphatase inhibitor 2-like. NCBI's taxonomy places the organism in Eukaryota, Metazoa, Echinodermata, Asteroidea, Forcipulatida, Asteriidae. The transcript has 4 exons. The record is from RefSeq and is a predicted model, not a curated record. The coding region runs from base 98 to 724 and encodes 208 amino acids. Gene Ontology annotation, biological process: regulation of signal transduction. Gene Ontology annotation, molecular function: protein phosphatase inhibitor activity.
UGGACUUUCUUGUUUACACAAAAGAUAGACUUGUGCUAAAAAAAACAGAAUAACUUAAUCGAUUGUUUCAUCAUUGGCUGUCAGAGAGAGGCAAAACAUGGCAGAAAAGCUGUCUGAAAAUCCGAAGAGGGGUAUUCUCAAAGCGAAAGGUCAUUAUGAAGAUCCAGCAAACAAGCCUGAGGAUGGUAUAAAGUGGGACGAGAUGAACAUCCUAGCAACGUUCCAUCCUACAGACAAGGAUUACGGCCACAUGAAGAUAGACGAGCCAGACACCCCCUACAAUCGUUACACAGAUCCAGAUGGGGAUGAUGUUGAUGCAGAUCCACAGAGCGAGGAUGAAGACAGUAAAGUGUUGGAUUCAAGUUCACUUGCAAAUAGGCUAGAGACAGACACUGCGGACAGACGGUGGUGGGAGAAGCAACCUGGGGAGGAGGAUGAAGAGGAUGAUGAGGAAGAGGAAGUGAUGUCACCAGAGGCUAAAGAUCUUAAACGUAAGUUUGAAUCAAAGAGGAAACACCACUACGACGAGGCGUCGCAGAUCAAACUAGCCAAGCAACUCAUGGAGCAGGAGGAGGAGGAGUUAAGACAAGAAGAGGAGGCGGAGCAAAGGAGACUGGAGGAGGAAGAAAAACAACGGGCGGGAUUGGAAACAACGACGAGUGUUCAAGACAAGAACCAGAGCGUAAGUGACGCAACAACAGAGGGCAGUAAAGAUUCUCAUUAAUAGUUGCUACUUUGUUCUCUUUUAUGCGUAGCCACAAUCAUGGAUAGGCCUUUUGUUACAAAGACACCAAAUGAACAACAGGUUCAUAUUGAUAGAUGUCAAAUUUGCAUCGGGGAUAAAGAUUAU